AUGACAGGGCUUGUAAUGGUGACAAGGGGAGGUGGGUGUGGUGGUGGUAAUGGGAAAGGAACUAAAGGAACUAACAAGAGCUCAGAGGAAGAGCAAAACCAGAUUUCUCUGGUAGCCCUUCUCUUAGCUGCUGUAAGGAAAUCCGUGGUGGCCUGCCGUGUUGAACGAGGUGAAGAAGUCAUCUCCACCGUCCACAACAUGGAGAUCGGGUGGCCCACAAAUGUCCAGCACGUUACCCAUGUCACCUUUGAUCGCUUCAACGGGUUUCUGGGUCUUCCUGUUGAGUUCGAGGUUGAGGUCCCUGGUCGAGUUCCCAGUGCUAGUGCAAGCGUGUUUGGCGUCUCAGCAGAGUCAAUGCAGCUGUCUUUUGAUUCAAAAGGGAACAGUGUCCCUAUCAUUCUCUUGCUACUGCAGGAGCGAUUAUACUCACAAGAAGGACUGAAGGCAGAAGGAAUAUUCCGUAUCAACCCAGAGAACAGCCAUGAAGAGCUUGUGAGAAGCCAAUUGAAUAGGGGCAUUGUACCUGAUGACAUUGAUGUCCAUUGUCUGGCAGGCCUAAUCAAAGCCUGGUUUCGAGAACUUCCUUCCGGAGUGCUAGAUGGACUAUCCCCUGAACAAGUUCUUCAAUGUAACACAGAAGAGGAAUCUGUUGAGCUUGUGAAGCAGUUAAAGCCAACUGAGACCGCGUUACUCAAUUGGGCUAUAAAUCUGAUGGCUGAUGUUGUUGAGGAAGAAGAAUUCAACAAAAUGAAUGCAAGAAAUAUCGCUAUGGUUUUUGCUCCAAACAUGACUCAGAUGUCUGAUCCUCUGACGGCUUUGAUGCAUGCGGUUCAAGUAAUGAAUUUGCUUAAGACCCUGAUUAUGAAAACACUGAGAGAACGGGAAGAGAAUGAUGAAACUGGUGGAUAUUCACCAAUGUCAUCUAGUUCAUCUGAUCAUCAAACAGAUGAAGACUUUGAUAGUCAGCAAGAAAUGGAUACCAGAUCUGAAUUAGGGGGACCGGCAUCAGACUUUGAUGAAAAUGGCCACUCCAGCUGCAGCAGUGAAGACGAAGACGAAGACGAAGUCCCGUCGCUAAGCGAGAUAGAAGCAUGCUUCUUAAGACAUUUGGGUGAGAAUAAAGCUGUCACAAAUAGCUUGGAUCAAUCAACAGGGGAGUUGCAUGGGGAGUCUCUAAGUCCUCAAAGUUGCCUGAGUACAAGUGAUGGGGAAGACUCUGGGAAACAUAUAAAGAGCUCUUCAUCAGUAUCAUGUUCAAAAAUGAAGGAAAUGGAGAUGGUGGACAGAUAA
Molecule: messenger RNA, 1290 nt
Organism: Prunus armeniaca (apricot)
Lineage: Eukaryota; Viridiplantae; Streptophyta; Magnoliopsida; Rosales; Rosaceae
Source: the annotation of a GenBank genome assembly